Uranotaenia lowii is the source of this 2101-nucleotide messenger RNA. RefSeq lists its product as uncharacterized. The record is from RefSeq and is a predicted model, not a curated record. Bases 294 to 1148 code for a protein of 284 amino acids. Lineage: Eukaryota; Metazoa; Arthropoda; Insecta; Diptera; Culicidae. The transcript has 5 exons.
ACCGGGCGGAUCACACGAGCAGUAGUGAACGAUCCGUUCGGUUGACCGUUUGGGCCAAAAGAAAGCCAGUCAAAGAAGAAUCGUGCGUGUUCCGAGAGUUCCAUCUGAAGGGAGGGUUCAAGAGUUCCUCCGAGAACGAUCUGCAUUUAGUGUCUCCGCGCCAGGUUCCCCAAACAGAAGGUCCCGUUCGGUUUUAAAUUUUGAGCACGGUUCGUGAUAAAACUAGCUAGUCAACCCCAAAUCCCCACGCUUCAAGCUUUCUAUUGGGUACACAGAAUCACAAAAGCAUCAAGAUGAGUCGUCGUCCAGGACUGAGGACCCGCGUCUAUGCCUCUAAUCUUGGCAUGGUCGAGAACAACUACAAGGAAGCCCUGGCCCGACUGGAACGCAGCCGAAGACCAGCUUCGGCCGAUCGUGAGCAACAAACCCGGCUGUCUCCUUUUGCCACCAGCAAGCCACUGUACGACUUCAACGGCGACGAUUUUGACGAGACGCUGCAGAUUGCCCGGUCUCGCGCCUCCAAGGUCAUCCACGAGAAGUCCUCGAUUGACAACUGUUCGGAGAAGCUGCGUUCGGUCAGUCUGGCUCCGGCUCCGGCCUUGCUGGACAACGAAUUCGACGAUCAGGUGCAAGCUACCCUGAACCGAAUUCGGGCCAACAAGAACCUGCUGAGCCAGCUGCAGGCCGAAGACGCUCUGGAACAGGUCCGCAGCGAAACUCGCUCAAAACUCAGUGAACAGUCGAGCAAAAAGCUAGCAGAAAAGUUCUCCAGCAGCUUGGAGAACGGAUUCGACGAUCUGGCCUCAUCGGACAAACAGUCGGUCCGCAAAACGCUGAAGAUUAGAGCGGCCGCUACUGAAAGCUCUGCCAAGAAUUCCGCCGUCAGCUGGAAGGAUGAAACCGCGGAAUCGUUUGCGGCAAAACGGGCCACCGCGACCAAGGCCCGGCUGCAGGAUCUGGACCAGGAAAUCUCGGACUUUGAGGAACGGGCCGCAGCUCGGGCUCGCCGAUCGGCCCAGCUCAAGAAGCUGAUCGCCGAAACCACUUGCGAGGAUGUGAUUCCGGCCGGAACGACCGAAAGUGCUGGCCACAAGGUCACCACCGGAAUGGUCAAGUUCAAAUCCCAGAAGAAGGUGGUCACAUUCUAAGCUGAAAAUUAACAAAUAAAUGAACUGUGCACUAGCUGGUAAAUAAUUCUUCUUCCUAGGAAUGUCUAAAAAUUUUAAAUCACAAAUGAACCAUGUAAUUUUAGCGUGUAAGAUGAUUUUGAAAUUUAAUUUCCUUCAACUGACAGCACUUGAAGAUCCCAAAUCGUAAUAAAUCUAUUUCUAUUAUGCGUACGUAUUGUUGAGUAGAUUUGAUGGUGAAAAAUUUCAUUAAAAAAAGCACAACCGUGACUUGUAAAUAGAGAUUAACAGUUUCCGCUACUCGGUUUUAAUCUUUUUUUUUGCAAAACAAAAAAGCAUUACGCAAUCCGUUAUAUAAAUAAAAAAGACCCCGUGUUGUGAGUAACUUACUAAUGUAGAUUAAAAAAAAAUGAAAAAAAAAUGUACCAAAUUUUUUCCGAUGUCACGACAUGAUAGAUGAGAACCGCAAUCAAUCGUCAGUUGACAUGAAAACAAUAUUGAAGGCGAACAGGUACGAAUAAAGUUGUGCUCAACCCUCCCUCAGAACGAGAUGAAAAUUAAAAGUGACCAAGCAUGACACUCACUUAUUUAUAAACAAACCAUUCAAGCCGAACAGAAGAGCAAACACCAAAAGAAAACAAGAAACAAAAAUGGAUGGCUCAUUAGUAAAGUUUUUUUUUAUUCGUUCAUUUUUAUUUUCGGUUGAUACGUAAUCGUUUUACUUAUCUUGUAGGCUAGCGAAAGCUUGAAGUGCGACAGCAAGAAACAAUUAUAAUAUUUUUUCUCUUUAUCGUUUGUAAGUGUAACAUAAACAUUUCUGAAGAUGAAUCACAUUCGUGCUUCUUUAAAGCACUGAGACAGCAUUUCUGUCCGUUUUGUUUCACUACGUGUAGGGAGUUGAAUUAGAGAAAAUAAUUGUGGGAAAAUGUUUUUAACUUCUUGAUUUUUAUCACAAAUAAAUGCUACCAAAUCUA